CUUUUAUGAAUACUUGUGAACCUGAGCAACUUCCAAGCCUUUGAUUCCUUCUCACACAUUUGGCAUUUCAACUUCAACCACUACUGCUUUCUGCUCUCUUGUGAUCUAAUCUAUCUUUCACUGUUUUCUUUCGCUUACCAAGAAGAAAUGGCCGAAGCAAUCCUGUAUGGCGUUGCGCAGACGAUCAUUGAAAAUUUGGGCUCUAUGGUUUUCGCAGAGAUUGGAUCCAUGUGGGGUGUCGAAGAUGAGUUCGAAAAAUUGAAGGAUACUGUUUCCGCUGUUCAAGCUGUACUUCUGGAUGCUGAGGAGCAGCAGGUCAAGAACUAUCAAGUCAAGCACUGGCUCGUGAGGCUCAGGGACGCAGUCUAUGAUGCGGAUGACUUGCUGACCGAAUUCUACACUGAAGAUAUGCGUCUAAGGGUGAUAGGGGAUGAUGAAAUGACAAAGACGGUACGUACUUAUCAGUCUAAUCCUAUUACUGCUUUCUUUACAAGUUCAAGCCAACUUCCUUUUUGUCAUGAUAUGGCUAAAAAAAUAACAGCGAUGAGGGAGAGAUUUGAUGCAAUAGCAAAUGAUAUGAAUAAGUUUCAGUUUGUAGUACAUCCAUCAGAAACAAGGGUCGUGACUAGGGAAAGGGGUCAAACUUGCUCAUUUGUAUGUGAAGAAGAAGUUAUAGGGAGAGAAGAGGAUAAGAAGGCCAUUAUAGAUCUAUUAUUGGACUAUGAUGUGCAAGAGAAUGUUUCGUUUAUAUCCAUAGUGGGGAUUGGGGGGCUGGGGAAGACCACACUUGCUCAAUAUGUAUUCAACGAUGAGAAAGUGAAGAAUUAUUUUGACUUGCGCAUGUGGGUGUCUGUCUCUGAUGUCUUUGAUGUAAAAACAAUUGCUGAAAAGAUAAUUAGAUGUGCAGAUGUUUCGAAACAUGAAAACCUUGACAUGGAGCAAGUACAAAAUAAACUUCGUGAAACACUCAACCAAAAGAAGUAUUUACUUGUGUUGGAUGAUGUGUGGAACGAGGAUGAGGAAAAGUGGUGUAAUUUGAAAAGACUUUUGAUACGUGGCUCAAAGGGAAGUAAGGUGGUGAUAACAACACGGACUAAAUUGGUUGCAGCGAUUACUAGCACAAUCUUACCGUCGUAUCAUCUAAAAGGCCUCUCGGAAAACCAAUCUUGGUCUCUAUUUAAGCAAAUGGCAUUUAGAAAAGUGCAAGAGAUGAUUAAUCCUAAUCUUGAAGCAAUUGGAAGGGAUAUUGUACAAAAAUGUUGUGGAGUGCCUCUUGCUAUUAAGGCAAUAGGCAGAAUAUUAUUCUUCAAAAAGACAGAGGAUGAAUGGUUAUAUAUCAAGAAUAAAGAACUUACAAAUGUAACUCAAGAAGAAAAUAAUAGUGGUAUUUUACCGAUUCUAAAAUUGAGUUAUGAUCAUCUCCCAUCACAUUUAAAGUGUUGUUUCGCUUAUUGUUCAUUAUUUCCUAAAGAUCAUGAGAUUUCAAAGUUUUCAUUGAUAAAUCUAUGGAUAGCACAAGGAUUUAUCCAAUUAUCAAACGAAAAGCUACAUAUGGAGGAUGUUGCUAAUGAUUACUGUAUGGAUCUACUUUGGAGGUCCUUCUUCCAAGAAGCUAGAGAAGAUAGUUUUGGGAAUGUAAUUAGUUUUAAAAUGCAUGAUUUAAUCCAUGAUCUUGCACAAUCAAUCUCAAGAGUUGAGUGCACAUAUAUUGAUUCAAAUAUAGAAAAUGUCAAAAAGAAUGUUCGUCACCUAUCAAUUGCAUCUCACAAUGUGCUUAAGAAGGAUUUAAGCUCAUUAUUCAAAGCAAAGAAGAUACGCACGUUGAUUUUAAUAACUGGUGAGAAAGAAUCAAGUUGUCAAAAACCACCUCUUGAAAUACUUUUUUCUAGUUUAAGAUGCUUGCGUGCAUUAAGCCUACGUGGCUCAGAUAUUAUUUACGUGCCAAAUUCCAUAGAAGAGUUGACAUAUUUAAAGUAUCUUGAUCUUUCUAGGAAUAAAAUUAGAGUUCUCCCUAUUUCUAUUACUAGAUUGUUGAAUUUGCAAACAUUAAACCUUAGUUAUUGUGGUAAGCUUAAAGAACUACCGGGAAACGUUCAAAAUUUGUUCAACCUCCGGAAUCUUGAGUUAGAAGGUUGUGACAGUUUGACUUACAUGCCACCUGGAUUAGGACAGUUGACUUCUCUUCAAGUAUUACCGUUGUUUAUUGUAAACGAGGGACUUACUUGCGGUGGUCUUCCGGAAUUGAACAAGCUAAAUAACUUGAGAGGAGAACUAAGAAUAGAAAUUAAGGUACGGGUGGAAGAUGCCACCUCUAAAGCCAAGGCUGCGAAUUUGAAGGACAAGCAGCAUCUUAGAAAAUUGGUAUUAAUAUGGGAUGAGGAGCUGGGUAACGAUGUCGCAGGUGUUUGUGAAGAUGAAAAUUUAAUGGAAGGUCUCCAGCCACACCGGAAUUUAAAAAAGUUGAAGGUGGAAGGGUACCAGGGUGUGAGAUUUCCGAGUUGGCUUCGUUCUCUGACUGGUCUUGUGAUGUUAAAAAUAUCAAAUUCGAUGUGCCAAUAUCUAUCGCCAAUGUAUCAACUCCCAAAUCUCCGAGAUCUAUCUCUAGAACAUAUGGAUGGCCUGGAAUACAUAUCAGACCGGGAAAUCACUGAAGGGAUCUCUGCUUCAUCAACAUUUUUCCCAUCCCUAGAGUCACUCAAAUUGCAGAAUUGCCCUAAUCUAAAGGGAUGGUGGAGGAGGGCUACAGUGGGUGUGGCAACAUCAAGUCAACAAUACCAGCAGCAUGUAUCUUUUCCUCGUCUUUUACAGUUGGAAAUUAGGGGUUGCAAAAACCUGACUUGCAUGCCGUUGUUUCCAAAUCUUGAAAAACCGCUACGACUGACAGAAUGCAGUUGCAAUCCAUUGCAACAAACAAUGAAUAUGAAAGCAAUCUCUUUGGUUCCCUCUGCUUCGAACUCCUCCCCUCCUCUCUCCAAAUUAAAGAUUCUAUCUUUGUCUGGGAUUGAGGACAUAGAGUUUCUGCCAGAGCAGUGGUUGCAAAACCUGGCUUCUCUCGAGGAGCUACGGAUAGAGAAAUGCGAUAGACUAAAAUCUCUAUCUCUGUCUCUAUUUAUGCAACAUCUCACCUCCCUCAAGACGCUGUUUAUUAGCGAGUGCAAGGAGGUUGAUCUAUUCUGUGAUGAAGACACACAAUCUGUUGGUGUCAGUCCUCAAAUUACGGUACUUGAAAACCUUAAAAUUUUUAGUUGCUUCAAUCUCAUAUCACUCCCCGAAGGGAUUGGCAACCUUACUGCACUUCAGAAUCUUAGAAUUUUCGAUUUGCCCUGUCUGGUAUCACUCCCCGAAGGGAUUGGCAACCUUACUGCACUUCAGGAUCUUGCAAUUUCCGAUUUGCCCUGUCUGGUAUCACUCCCCGAAGGGAUUGGCAACCUUACUGCACUUCAGAAUCUUCAAAUUUCCAAUUUGCCCUGUCUGGUAUCACUCCCCGAAGGGAUUGGCAACCUUACUGCACUUCCGAAUCUUGAAAUUUCCGAUUUGCCCUGUCUGGUAUCACUCCCAGAAGGGAUUGGCAACCUUACUGCACUUCAGGAUCUUGAAAUUUCCGAUUUGCCCUGUCUGGUAUCACUCCCCGAAGGGAUUGGCAACCUUACUGCACUUCAGAAUCUUGAAAUUUCCGAUUUGCCCUGUCUGAUAUCACUCCCCGAAGGGAUUAGAAGUCUCACAUCACUCAAAAGAUUUCACGUCCGUUCAUGCGCCAAUCUGACAUCGCUUCCAUCAGGAAUGCAUCGGCUCUCCUCUUUAGAAACCCUGAUAAUCAGUAAGUGUCCCCACUUGAAAGAAAGAUACCAGAAGGGAAUUGGCGAGAUUGCUCAUGUCCCAUAUUUUCAAUAUUAUGAUGAUUAAAUUCUUGUUCGGCAACCAAUAUCCUUCGGCUUCUUCGGAUUUAUUCAAAGCACUGUACAAACAACUGAAAGGAUGCAAAGGAAACAUGGGACGAUAGCCUAAAAUUGCUCACUGAUGAACCCAAUUCUUGGUGGAAAUAGGUGUGGACUACUCCAAUACUGCUCAAUUAUCCAUGAGAUUUGAAUUGAUUUUUGAAGGAUCAUACACUCCACUAUUUCUAAAGAUAUGAGACAAGGUUUGAACUCUAAAUUAGCUAGAGUCGGUGUUUCUUCAAAAAAGAUUUAGUUAAUCAAAAUACAAAUCCUCAAUUUGCACGCAAGAUGCUACGGAUGUUAGUCUACCAUACCAAUACCUUUUUAAGGAUAGCUUCAGUUUUUGUCAAUUGCUAGUUGCUACGUGGGAUGUUCUAUGCCUACCCUUGGAGCAUCAAUUUUUUUCUUCAUACCAGAAUAUUACAGGGGAAAUUUGGAGUGCCCUAGAAAGAAAUGUUGUUGCAUUGGGGAAAUAAUUUGGCAAGGAAAAACUGAACACCUAUGCUUUCUCAUAACCUGGCUUCUCUCUAGAAUCUCUGGAUUCAGAAAUGCCGUAAACUAAAAUCCUUGUCCAUGUCUCUAUCCAUACAACAUCUCACCUCCCUUAAGUCGCUAGAGAUUAGGGGCUGCAAGGAGAUUGAUCUAUUUAGUGAUGAUGGCACGCAAUGUGUUAGUGUUAUCACUCUGCAAAGCCUUAUAAUUUCAAAAGUUCCCUGCUUGAUUACAUUACAUCACUUCAAAUACAACCAAUAUGCUUCUGCUUCUUUGGAUAGAUAUUUUCAAAGCACUAUACAAACAACUGAAAGGGUGCAAAGGAGUCAUGGGAGGAUUGCCUAAAAUUGCUCACGUGGAUGAACCCGAUUCUUCAAAUUUUCAGGGUGUGAUAAGGAAUUCCCCCACUUCGAUGAAGGAUUCACAGGCCCAGAUUAUGCAAACUGUGUUCUAUUCAAUACAGAAAAUUGGAUUUUGAAGAAUUUUGUGCGGCUGCCUUAAGUUUGCAUUAGCUGGAAGGAAUGGAGUGCUGGGAACAACACGCAAGGCAUGCCUAUGAGCUGUUUGAGAAGGAUGUCAACAAGCCAAUUAUGUUUGAAGGAACUUGCCUUUGUAUUCUCGUCAGUUUCAAAUGGAAAAUUGAUUUUGGUUUCUUUUUAAUGUUUGAAGAUAAAGUUUAAUGAUAUGUGCACGUUUAAACUUUAAUGUUUUCAUAUUAUUGUUAUUUGCAAUCAAAGUCGUAUUAUCCAGUCAGUCUUUUCUUUUUUGAUAGGUAACGAAAAAAUUUUAAUAAGAAAAAACUAGCCAACCCAAGUACAUUGGGGAUGUACUGUGGGGGCAAAAAUCAAGAUCCAAAAUUACAAUGAUCAAGUCAGUCAUACACUCGUACUACAAAUUCAAUGUAAACUCCAUCAAAAGAAGGGUUUGUCUUCUUUAACUCUGUCCUACUGUGCUUCUUUUAAACGAUCCCACCCAUUGACAAACUCCAUCUGCCUAUACUAAUAGUUGUAGAACUUCAAGUUCUCAACUUUAUUUUUUUCCCUAAUUGUAAACCAACCUCCUCUCAUCUCUAUUAACUACCCUCCUUAUAAUUCUAAUCAUCACUGCACAUAAAGUAUCUCAAAAUCAAGUUGGUUAGGUGAUAUACUUGGUUUAUUUAUUGGUUAGGUGCAUGAACAAAUUCGAAAGUCACACUUGCUGAUAUUGAAGUAACACUGUGUUCUUACGUUAUUUCAAAAAGUAAUCAGAUAUGAGACAAGGUCAGAAUUCUAAACUAGACAAGAGCAGUGUUUUCUACCAAAAAAAAAAAACUGAUGCUACAAAUGUCACAAGUUUCAUCUUCUACCAGUGCCUUCUUGAGGAUAUCUUCAACUUUAGGGUAACUGUUCUACUUCUACUUGGGAUGUUCUACCAGUAUUUCGUUCAUAUCAAAAUAUUGAAAGGAGCAAGUGCCCCUUGUAGAAAAUAUUGUUACAUUGAGGAAAUAAUUUGGCAAGGAAGAAUUGCACACCAAAGCUUUCUCAGAACAAUGUUCUCUAGAAGAAGUCAUUCAGAACUCAGCAAAAGAUGACAUUUCCAUAUUGCCCUCAAAAUUUGAAAUCAGUCUUCAUUGAUUAACUAGAGCAUUGGAGAAAGGUUCAAUGUUCUCAAACCACUCCCCGAAGGGAUUGGCAACCUUACUGCACUUCAAAUACUUGAAAUUCGUGACUGCAACUUUCUCAGAUCACUCCCCAACGGGAUUGGCAACCUUACUGCACUUCAAAUACUUGCAAUUUGCAAAUGUCCCUUUCUCAGAUCACUCCCCGAAAGGAUUGGCAACCUUACUGCACUUCAAAAACUUGAAAUUUUCUAUUGGCCCAAUCUGAUAUCACUCCCCGAAGGGAUUGGAAGUCUCACAUCACUCGAAAAAUUUGAAGUCCGUUCAUGCCACAAUCUGACAUCACUUCCAUUAGGAAUGCAUCAGCUCUCCUUUUUACAAACCCUGAUAAUCACUGACUGUCCCCACCUGAAAGAAAGAUACCAGAAGGGAAUUGGCGAGAUUGCUCAUGUCUCAGAUUUUCAAUAUCGUGAUUCUUAUUAUUUUUAAGGAUUAAAUUCUUGUUCGGCAACCAAUAUCCAUCGGCUUCUUUGGAUUUAUUCAAAGCACUGUACAGACAACUGAAAGAAUGGCAAGGAAACAUGGGACAAUUGCCAAAAAUUGCUCACUGAUGAACCCAAUGGGUAACCCAAUUCUUGGUGCAUAAAUUGAUUGGAAAGUCCCACUUGCUGAUAUUGGAUUGAUAUUGUUGGGGAAGACCAACUUGGAUAACUAUGCAAAAGCAGCUUCAUGCCAGGUGGAAAUAAGUGUGGACUACUCCAAUACUGCUCAAUUAUCCAUGAGAUUUGAAUUGAUUUUUGAAGGAUCGUACACUCCACUAUUUCUAAAGAUAUGAGACAAGGCCAGAAUUCUAAAUCAGCUAGAGUUGGUGUUUCCUCAAAAAAGGCUGCACUAUACAAACAACUGAAAGGGAGCAAAGGAAUCAUGGGAGGAUUGCCUAAAAUUGCUCACGUGGAUGAACCCAAUUCUUCAAAUUUUCAGGUAUGAGUAGUCCCAAUUCUUUCUUUUCUUUGGGUCUUUCUACUAAAAGACAUUUGCAUUUAUAUAUAAGGAAUUAAACCCAAUAGGAAAGGGGGCAUGCUACUGGUACCACUGCUCUCAUAUGCAAAAGCAAUUGAAUCAUCCAAAAAUUCCCAAUGUUGUACUUUUGCUUGUUUAAAAACUUUUGGGCUCUGCAAUUGUGCAAAUAGUCAACAACUAGGUGGAAAAGGUGGGAACUACUCCAACAAUGCUCAAUUAUCCUUGAGAUUGGAAUUGAGUUUUGGAGGAUCAUACAAUCCACUGUUUCUAAAGAUGUGAGACAAGAUUGGAAUUCUAAAAUAGCUGGAGUUGGUUUUCCCUCAAAAAAGGCUGAUUUAGUUAAUAAAAAUAAAAAUCUUUUUGAGGAUAGCUUCAGUUUUAGGCAACUCCUACUUGGGAUGUUCUACACUACCUAAUGGAGCAUCAGGUUUUUUUAUUAAAAUCAGAAUACUACAUAGGUGUGAUAAGGAAUUCCCCUUAAUUGAUGAAGGAUUCACAGGCCCUAGAUUAUGCAAACCAUGUUCUAUUCAAUACAGAAAAUUGGAUUUUGAAGAAUUUUGUGUAGCUGCCAUAAGUUUGCAUCAACUGGAAGGAAUGGAGAGCUGGGAACAACAUGCAAGGCAUGCCUAUGAGCUGUUUGAGAUGGAUGUCAACAAGCCAAUUAUGUUUGAAGGAACUUGCCUUUGUAUUCUUGUCAGUUUCAAAUGGAUUUUGGGUUAGUCUCCAAUUGAGAUACUUGGAAGUACUUUUAGUUUUCCUGGCCUCAAGUAAUAUGAACAAAAAUGAAGGAUCUUUUGCGAUGUCACUAUGUCAGUAUGAUACAUGAAUCGUGAUAAAAUGUGUCAUACUCACUAAUCGCAAGAUGGUACUUAAACAGGUCGGAAAGUCUCACUUGCUGAUAUUGGAGUAACUCUGUGUUGUGAGAUCAUUUAAAAAGUAAUAAGGUGGAAAUAGGUUGGGAUUGCUCUAAUCCAUGAGAUUUGAAUUGAUUUUUGAAAGACCAUACAAUCCAGGAUUUUGAAAGAAAUGAGACAAUGUCAGAAUUCUAAAUCAGACAAGAGCGGUGUUUCUUCGGAAAAAAAAUCUGAUUUUGUUUAAUACAAGAAAUAUUCAAUUUGCAUUCAAGAAUUUGCUAUGAAUGGAACAAGUUUCAUCAUCUACCAGUACCUUUUUGAGGAUAUCUUCAGCUUUAGGGCAUCUGGACAGUAGCUACUUGGGAUAUUCUACCAGUAUCUUCUGGUGCUUCAGUAUUUUGUUUAUAUCAGAAUUUUGAAAGGAUCAAGUGCCCCUAGCAGAAAAUAUUGUUACAUUGAGGAAAUAAUUUGGCAAGGAAGAUGAUACAAACACAUGGGUAGAACUCGCCCUUGAGAUCUGGCUUGCAAGUGGAGGCUACCCAAGAGUUUAGAUACACACUUAUAAGUUUACACUUCAUCCAUAUUAGACACUAGGAUCAUAAUAGAAGAACUGCACGCCAAAGCUUUCUCACAACAAUGUUCUCUAGAAGAAGUCAUCUAGACUCAGCAAAAGAUGAGCUUUUGUGUUCAAACAGAUUGUGAGAUUUCCAUUUUGUUAUCAGGAUUUGAAAUCGGUCUCCAUUGGUUAAUUACACCAUUGAUAAAAAGCUUCAAUUUUAUUCUUUUUCCCAAGCGUGUUCCAUUGAUCAACCUGCUUAAUUUGUAUAAUUAAAAUCUUUGAUUCAGUUUUUGUACUCACUUGUCAUUGGGUCUUGAAAUCAAAGUUCAUAUGGAUGUUUGAGAAUAUUUAUGUUAGUCCAUCUGAAUUUUGAAAUAUAUCUUAUGAAAGUUAAGGUGAAAAUUCUGGUAAAGUUCUAUGUGAUGUGGUUUUAGUGUUGCUCGAGUCCUGUUUCUUUGUUUUAGAUCCGUGUAGUCCCUUUUCCCUCUGUUUCUUUUCUAGAAAAUGUGAAGUCAAUAUUAAGACAUGUCAAUGGAAUGAUUUUGUUGCAAGAUCUCUGGCAGUACACCUAAUGGCUGGUUGUGGAUUUCAGUAGUUCUGAGUUAGGUCAAGGCCAACUCUUUAGUUUCCCAACCUGAAUUGCUUUUGUUUCACUGGUAUUCAAUCUCUGAAGCAAAAGGCCUGGAUAAGAUGCCACUUAAAAUGACAAAUAUGUUGUCAGAAUCCCAACGUAUUUAGGUGAUCAUUUACAAGUCUAAAGCUAUUGCUAAUUCAUAUAAAAGUGAUAGAAAGACAAUUUUCUCUCAUAUCUGUUUAUAUUUUGUUUCUUGUGGAUUUCAAGAUUGAAAGACACUAGUCUUGGCAAAUUGACAAUUAGUUUUUCUUGUCUUCAAGUCAUAUGAUGAUAUUAACAGAAACCGAGAGUAUAUUUUCUGAUGUCGGGUAUGUACUGCAAUUGAAUUACAAGAAUUUAAAAAGCUUAUACUGAAGAAGAGGAAUACAAGCUUAUACUAAAAAGUCUUUUCUUUUAGCACUCUCAUUAAUUGGAGGGUGGCUUUGUCUCAUUCUUCUUGUCUUGUCCAUCCUGUUUUACUUGAUCAUUGUAAUUUUGGUUCCUGAUUUGUGCCCCCAUAGUAAAUCCCCAAUGUACCCAGGUUGGCUUUUUAUUAUUAAUAAUAUUUUUCGUUACCUAUCAAAAAAAAAAAAGUUGAUAUUGUAAAUACAAUUCUUGUAAUACAUAAAAUUGUGAUAAUUAUGUUGCACUGAUUUGUGUCACACCCCCUAAUCAGUGUCAUUUCGCCUCUACACUUUCACCAUUGCACUUCUUGACAAACUCCAUCCGGCCAUACUCAUUUAUGAAGAUAUUAAAUUUCUGAACUCUAUUUUAAUUCCUAACCAAAAAAAAAAAAAAUCUGAAUCCCUUCCUCCUCUCAUCUCAGUUAGCUCUCCUUACAAUUUUUAUCAUCAUUGCACAGCAAGUAUGUAUUAUCAUCCUUUUGACAUUGAUGUUACAUAUAUGGCAGAUUGGGCCUCAAAUUCAUGCAUGUUUUCAACAAAAAACGCAUAUGCAUUGUAGUCUUCAUCAUAGGCAACUCGCCCUCAAGGCAACAAACCCUGGUUGGAGAAUACUUAGGUGUCAAUCCCACAUUGAAUUUCCCAGAGGCAAAAUUCAUAAGAACCAUUUGGUGCUCAUCAUUCAACUCCAAUAGAAUCGAUUCUUAGGAGGGGAUAACAGAGUUUUCAUUCCACUUAAAAGAACUUUUUGACAAUUCUGGCGAUACAAAGGAUACUCAUUGGUGCUCAUAAGGUUGUGACAACAACCAGGAAGCCUGAAGUGUUAAGAGUGAGGCAUCUAACUGCCCAAUAAUGCAAGCUCAGCAGCCUGCAAUGACAGUGCUAACAGCAUGUGCAACAUCUCAUGCAAUGCAAACACAAAGUGCCUCAUGCAGCAGCAGUCUUAGUGCAGUAAAGGCUAACUCAAUUAGAUCAGCAUGUGGAGUUAGUUCUGGUGUAACCGAAGGCCUUUAGAGCAGUUAAGUGAGUUUGUUAUGGGUUGUUUGGAGAUUAGCUAUUGUAAUUGUAGCAUGUGAUGUAAUUCAGUGUAGUUUUGAUCAAUAUUAAAUUUUGAACGAUGUAUUCUUUGGAAUUGGAGAGACUAAAACCCAAGUGAAUUCAAAAAAAUAAUCAGGUGUGUUUUUCUGUAAACAGGCAUGAAACAUAGUGUUAAAAACUUUCUAGUAUUUCCUUCUCCUCACUUGUCAGCAUGCUGCUGGGUGGAAAUAGGUGGGGACUGCUCCAACACUGCUCAAUUAUCCUUGAGAUUGGAAGAUUUUUGAAGGAUCAUACACUCCACUAUUUGUAAAGAUACGAGAGGUGGUCAGAAGUCUAAACCAGCUAGAGUUGGUGUUUCUUCGAAAAAGGCUAGUAUUACUUAUGCAUCUACAAGCAAAUAUUUGAGUCUUUAUUAUCUCUAUCCUUAUCUUGUAAUGGCUUUCGUAAAAGUCAGAUUAAGAAUCCUUGUCUUGUUUUCUUUCCAUUGGCAGAUGCAGUUAAUUAAAAUACAAAUCCUCAAUUUGCACGCAAGAUGCUACGAAUGUCAGUUUCAUCUUCUACUUCAGAAGUUCUACCACCUAAGUGGACCAUCAAUUUUUUUGUUCAUAUAAGAAUGUUGCAAGGGCUCUGUUAACUACUGAACUGUAUCCAACAUAAGAAAAUAAAUAUUUUAGAAAAAAAGAUUCUUGGCCCUUGGACAAUAGCAGGCUUUGCUAGUACAAUUGAUAAUGAAGUGAAGCAGCAAUAAGGGAUAAAAAAACUCGUCAUGAUUUUAUUUAAGUCUGAAUUGUAAUGACAACUUCAAUUACAGGAGACCAACUGUAGGCUGCAUUUUAGAAUUGGUUAUUCACAAAGACAUUCACUGUAGCUCAGUCUGUGAGAACAAUUUACACUAUUAAGGCCUAGCAUCAGUGGAUUCAUCUC
Quercus robur (English oak) is the source of this 11433-nucleotide messenger RNA. Its product is annotated as putative disease resistance protein RGA1. Gene Ontology annotation, biological process: defense response to fungus. Lineage: Eukaryota; Viridiplantae; Streptophyta; Magnoliopsida; Fagales; Fagaceae. The transcript is spliced from 34 exons. The record is from RefSeq and is a predicted model, not a curated record. Gene Ontology annotation, molecular function: protein binding; ADP binding. The coding region runs from base 148 to 3903 and encodes 1251 amino acids.